This is a messenger RNA of Nymphalis io (European peacock), 2106 nucleotides long. Its product is annotated as 23 kDa integral membrane protein-like. The coding region runs from base 155 to 898 and encodes 247 amino acids. The record is from RefSeq and is a predicted model, not a curated record. Gene Ontology annotation, cellular component: membrane. The transcript is spliced from 5 exons. Lineage: Eukaryota; Metazoa; Arthropoda; Insecta; Lepidoptera; Nymphalidae.
CGCCACCAGCUCUGGCCGAAUCACAAGCUGUCGAGACGGAGAGCCGCGCGAACGCGUUUAAAAAAAAAUAACAUUUGAAAUUCGAACGUCUAUAUUCUCGCGUCAUUUAUUUGUUGUGUGAUUACAUUUAAAGCGUGUGUUUAUAAAUAUAAAGAUGGAGGGCUGCGGAAUGAAUUGUAUAAAAUAUCUUCUGGUUGUAUUUAACGCGCUGUUUAUGGUCUUCGGUAUCGUGAUCAUAGCAGCAGCAUGCGUGGACAUGGGAAUGAUCAGGGACUUCGCUGGGAUGGAGACGACUGGUCACGAGACGGAUGUCGUGUUGAUUGUCGUUGGUGUGCUGAUCAUUAUCGUGGCCGCCUUCGGCUGUUUCGGAGCUUGGAAGGAGAGUCCUAAGCUCCUGUAUCUUUUUGCCGGAUUUCUCAUCCUUAUCAUCCUAUUGGAGUUGUCCGUGGGAAUCGCUGCAGCUUCCUUACGCCCGCAAAUCGAAGGUACCUUGAAGACCCAACUGCGUGCCUCCUUCAUCAAAAACAAGUCCACACGAGAGGAAGACUCUACCUACAGGGAGUUCUGGGAUCGCGUUCAGAGAAACCUGGAAUGCUGUGGAGUCACCGGUCCUGAUAACUACGUAGCCUCUGAGCCUCGCCUGAACCCAUCGUUCAGCUGCUGCCCUCCAGAUGACACUGACCGCGCUGAUGAAAUCAAACGCUCCGACUGUAUCUCCCUCUCCAAGUACUACCAGGCAGGCUGUGAGGACAAGGUCCUUAGUACCGUACACAGCGCUGGCAUGACUGUCAUUGUUUGCGGCAUACUCUUCUGUUUCUUGGAGGUUAUAGGAAUAGUGCUCGCACUUUGGCUCGCCCACUCCAUCAAAACACAAGACAAGGGACGAGAGACCGCUUAAAAUAUUAGUCAAAAGCACCAUAUUGAAAUAAAAUUAUUUAUUUUUACACGAAAAUGUUUAAGAAAUGGUACUUUUUAAUCUAAUUAAUAUUAGAAUUAAAAAAACUUUUGUUAUAAAUAAAUUAAACUCUCGAUCAUUAUCAUCUCAAGUUGAAUGAAAUUUAUUCAAUCAUGAAAUUACACAACAAUCAUAACAAAUUAUAGUAAGUAAUAUUAUGUAAUACGAAUAAAUAUUAAAGGUACCACAUUUAGCACUAAGCUGAAGCGAUCGUAUUAUGACGAAAUUUUACAGAAUAAUAAUUGUCAAAUUGUCUUUUAAAUGUCAUUGUCUUUGAAUACUAAAAUUUGAUUUAAAUAUAUGUAUAUAAUCGGGAGUUUACUAUGUCAUAUUCACAUACAUGUAUAAUAUAUAUUAAAACAUUGAUUUAAAAAUUGAUAAAAACCUUAAUUGUAAUUAUUAAAAAUAUUCUUUAAGUCUAGCACUGAAUUUGUUAAAGGUGCUAUAUUAUUUGAUCCAAAAAUAAAUAUAUUUAAUUAAUAAUAUUUUUUCUAGAUAUUAAUAAUUAAUUAUAUUUAUUUAUUAUUAUUUAUUUUAAGAUAUAAUUACAUUAAUUUUGAUUGUCAAAAUCAAUUUAUUAAAGAGUAAUUAUAACUAUAUUUAAGCUUGCAACACUCUAACAUUAGUAAAGCGUUUAGUGAUGUGCGUGUACCAAUGUGUAUCGAUUGUCGAUAUAAUUUAAAUGUAUUGCAAUAUUAAAAUUAAAUAUAUUUUUUAUGUAAUUUAACCCACCUUAUCUGCUAGUACAAAGAAUAUUGUUGUAAAAAGUCUAUGAGAGAGGCAUUAUCAAAUAUUUUAUUGAACCUUAUAAUAUUAGGAUAUUUAUUGUAAAUUGCACAGGUUUCUUUGACAUUAAAUAUUUUAAACAUUUACGAGUAUUUAGGACUUUUGCAACUGAAUUUGUCGUAAUUGUUAAUAAGCAUUUACUAGUCAAAUAGUGACAGCAAAGUUAGACGUAAAGAUAACCUUGAGUAAGACAUUUACUUUAGUAUUGUUUUAAAGAAUUGCAUUUUAGGUACAUGAUAUUUGUUAAAUUAUUAUUAAUAAAAAUCUCUGUAUAUUUUUUAAUUAAGUAUUUUUUUUAAUUGUAUAUAUUUAUUUAUAAUCAAUUUUAUUAUAUUGAUUGUAAUUUGAAUUAAAACCACUAAAUU